This is a messenger RNA of Malassezia sympodialis ATCC 42132, 1794 nucleotides long. RefSeq lists its product as uncharacterized. Gene Ontology annotation, cellular component: membrane. Gene Ontology annotation, biological process: magnesium ion transport. Lineage: Eukaryota; Fungi; Basidiomycota; Malasseziomycetes; Malasseziales; Malasseziaceae. The record is from RefSeq and is a predicted model, not a curated record. Gene Ontology annotation, molecular function: magnesium ion transmembrane transporter activity.
AUGAGCACUAGCGGCGGGGACAGCAAUCCGCCUGGCUUUAAAUAUGUGGGACUGGCACUUGCUGUAGGGAGCGGGCUGUUUAUCGGCUCGUCCUUUGUGUUUAAGAAAAAGGGCCUGCUCGCCGCGCAGCGAAAGUAUGCGGUCACGGCGGGUGAUGCGCACGCGUACCUCAAGAGCCCGAUGUGGUGGACGGGCAUGAUCAUCAUGAUCUUGGGUGAGGUGCUCAACUUUGUUGCGUACAUGUUUGCUGACGCCGUGCUUGUGACGCCGAUGGGCGCACUGUCCGUCGUGGUGUGCGCGGUGCUCUCCGCUAUCUUUCUCAAGGAGCAUCUCACGCUCUUUGGCAAGGUGGGGUGCUUUUUGUGCAUUGUCGGCUCAGUGAUCAUCGCAAUCAACGCGCCGGAGCAAAAGAUCGACGGCAACAUCCACUCGUACGAGCAUCUGUUUAUUGCGCCGGGGUUCCUCGCCUGGCUGGGCAUCUGUGUUGUGGCGGCGCUCGUUCUCAUAUUUGUCAUUGCGCCGCGGUACGGAAAAAAGAACAUGCUCGUGUACGUCACUGUGUGCAGCGUGAUUGGCGGUCUUAGUGUGAGCGUCACCUCCGGUCUCGGCUCGGCGAUCAUCCUGUCGAUCCGGGGGUACAACCAGUUCACGUACUGGUUCACCUACUUCCUGCUCGGCUUUGUGGUCGUCACGCUGCUUGUCGAGAUCAACUACCUGAACAAGGCGCUCGAGUUGUUCAACACGGCGGCCGUGACGCCGACGUACUAUGUCCUGUUCACUGCAGCCACCAUCAUUACCUCGGUCAUCCUGUCCCAGGGACUGCACGCGAGCCCCGUGGCGAUCGUCACGAUCGUUUUUGGCUUCCUCACGAUCUGUGCGGGCAUCACGCUCCUGCAGCUCAGCAAGAUGGACCCCGAAGAGCUGCAGCAACAGCAGGGCCUGGAUCGCAAGUCGUCCAUGCUCCUGAGCGUUAUGGAAAUGGGCCGAGAGCUCGAGAAGCAGCACGAUCUCAUACAGAUCGAGGACCCCGGCGUCGACACGAUCCGCGGCGGCAUGGGCAUCGUCGGCAGCAUCAUGCGCGCGCGCACGGUGCGCCGCGCUGCAUCACAGCAGACGCGCCCGGACACCUCGCUCGAGCCGCUAACAACCCACGCACUCGGUCACGACAUGCCGCGGUACCAGCUGUACGACCGCCCGGUGUCGUUCUCGCCUGAGGCGGACCACCAUGUCAAGUUCACCGAAGGCGCCACACAGCCACAUGGACACCAUGGCGAGGCGCUCGACGACGAUACCGAAUUCAGUGGGCCGCGCCUAUCUCCUGCACACGACGAAACGCAUGCACUCGUUCCCAUACUUGAAAACGGCCGGACCAAGAGUCAGCGCCGCUUCACGCCAUCCGCGAUGGGGCUCGAUGGCGAUGUGGGCGCUCGCCCACCGUCUGAGGACCGCUCUGCACCCGCAUACAGCCUCGAUCUCCCGCCUAUCUGGGGCACAAGCGAGUUGGAGGGCGACGAUGACAAGAUCGCCUCCCCGACGGGGAUCGUUGACGAGUACUGCGACCUGUCCGAAGAGCCGAUCGAGCUGCGCCCUGUGCCGCUCAGCCCCCGUACGCGUGAAUCGCGCUCGCGGAGCCUCCAAAAAGCGCCUAGUGCAUUGGCCAAGUUCCGCUUCCGCAAGAGCUCGCGAGAUCGCUCAGCCACAGCCCGGCCCAGUUCACCGCCAGGCCCUGGCACGCACUAUGCGUCUGAACAAGUCUUGCUGUCGGCGCCGGCGCCGCGGCCGUCGCCAAUCUAG